Molecule: messenger RNA, 3206 nt
Organism: Zea mays
Lineage: Eukaryota; Viridiplantae; Streptophyta; Magnoliopsida; Poales; Poaceae
Exons: 2
Coding region: 391-1065 (224 amino acids)
Source: RefSeq, a predicted model, not a curated record
AACAAUUAUCAGUGCCGAAAUCAGUUGAUUUCGGGCUAGCAUUUCUCGCCCAGAUCUAAAUCUUCUGAUAUAAGUACCUGAGUUAGUAAUAUCUGUAUCGCUUAAAAAAAAAGAAAAAAAACCAAAUAUCUAGUCGCCCUGUUCAGAUUUUUUUCUUCUCCCGUCACCGUUCUCAUCCGCGCGCGGGGGGUGGGGAAAGAUCUGCCGCUGGUAAAAAUCGCGCCGCUCAACUGUCAAGAAAAAUCCUGCUCGCGCUUAUCUUCCACCCGAACGCGACGAUCUCCCUCCUAUCCUCUGCUCCAUUCCCCUCCUUGGCUCCCUUCCCGUCGCUCUCCCUCUGUAGCCGCUCCCUGGGAGCUUCCCUCAACGGCGCUCCUCCUGCCCCCUCCCAUGGCGAGCUCGCCGGAGAUGUCCCUUCCCCAGCCGCUUCAUCUUCCUGCGGGAGCAGCUCGCCGGACCUCCCUGCUCUCUCUCCCCAUUCCCCCCUGCUCGCCCUGCAUCCAUGGAGCUCGGCUCCUGGCUUCUCCUGCGCACGCGCCGCGGCCUCUUACUGCGCCCGCCCAAGACCGCGCGCGCCCUGCUCUGUGCGUCUCCGGUCCCAGCUUGCCGCGCCCUGGACUUCCAUGGCGCGCCCAGCCGCUCCUUCCCCAAUCGCGCCCUCCCUGCAAGCUCCAGCUUCCUGCGCGCCCAGCAAGAGCUCCCCUGUGUGCCGCAGUCGCCCCAGCUCCCUUUGCUUCCCUUGCUCGGAGCCUCGGACUGCUCUCGGUCGAAUCCCCCUGGAGCUCCUGCGCGUCCCUGGUUCCUGCCUCAAUCCGGACCGCGCCCUGCCCAGAAUUCCUCCAUGGCCGAGCUUCCCUGCUCCCAUGGCUGCUUGCCCAGUCGCUCCUCUCUCCUCCCUCCACUCUCUCCCCUCAGCUCGCCUUCCUGCAGCCACGCCAUGCGCGCGCUCCUGCUGCUCUGCUCUCGCUGCCGAGCUCCUCUGCGCGCAUUGUCCCGGCUCCGCGCGUCCUCGUUUUCUCCCUGACCCUGCUCGGACAGCACCCGGCGGAUCUCCUGGUGCCGUGAGCUUGCUGUGCUCCCUGGUGCUUCAUGCUUGCCAUCGUCCAUGACCGCGACCUCUCCUUGGCUCUCUGCUGUAGCUCGCCUCCAUGUUCGCUAGCGGUCUUGCUCGAGCCUCUGGUCGCGACUCGAGUCACCCCUUCGUGCUGGUCGCCGCUGCCCUUCUCUGGUGCUUGCUUCCCAGCUGCCGUGAGCUCUGUUUCGCCGUCGCGUCCUGGCCGCGUCGAGCUCCCUUCUCCAACUCGCCGGCUGUGCAACUCUCCUCUGGUGCCUUGGUCGUGCGUAUCCGCCGCUGCUUUCUGCGCACGCGUCGCGCGCUCUGGCGUCGGCGUCCUGCCUUUUUCCCUGCGCGCAGUUCGUCCCAACGCCGAGCUCGGUCCUGCUCUCUACUCCUGCUCGCAGUCGCUGCGUUGCCGAGUCCCUGGCCGCGUCUGUGUGGCUGUGUUCUUUUGUGGAACGCUCACUUGACCGUGCUCCUGCGCUUUCUGUUCCGUCCAGCGUGGGUUUUAGUUGUCGGUCAAGCGCGCCCCUAUCUCCGUUCAGUCACAUUUCCUCGAUGCUGGUCCCUACGUGCUGUCUCUAACUUGUGUUUGCGCUGACAGAAGCAAGUCCGUGGUCGAUGUCCCAAGUGCUCGGCGAAAAGGCAGAACAAGAAUCAUCGAUGUUUAUGCGGAGUUUUACUUAAUAUGAAGAGAUUCCAAGAAUUGUGGAUAGAAGAGAAAGUGAAGCUCCGUUCUAUACUCGUCAGCUGUUUGAUCGAAGAUUUUAUUCGGAGACUGUGGACGUUCUCGCAAGCUUUAAGUCGCAUUUAAUGGACGAUACGUUAAUUAAUCGCGCGAUGCGGAAGACAAGCCAAGUCGACCCCAAGCACGGACUACUCCGCAUGGUGGCGCUGAUGGACGAACCCACCUAAUCAAGUGUUAGGACAAGGAUGAUCGUCAAGUGGACGUCGUCUAACAAACACUAACGUAGUGUUUAUUCCAGGCAAGCCCCGGUGCAUGCAACCCCUUCCUUGUGUUUUAAAUGAUUUUUACACACUUUAAGUCUAGUGAAAUGUGCAUUAGGUUUAUAGGAGUUGCUUGGAAACCCUUUGAUGCAUUGGCUACCUUGAAAUCCAUUCCUUUUAUGGAUACUUCUGGUGAAGUAUCAAAAUAUGAUUUACAAAAAAAUACUUAGCCCUGAAAGGGAAAUGUACCCUUAGGACAUUUCUAUAAGAUUUUGGUGAUUAAGUGCUCCACACAAAUGCUUUGAGUAAUAUUUGUGCCAAAGACUUAAGAAGUGCAAAUCAAGAGUAAAGGUAUGUUUCUAAGACUUAGUACAUUGUUUUGGAGACUAAUGUAUUGUGUCUAAGUGCUAGAAACAGGAAAAGACCAAUUUGGAAAAGACUUGGCUGAGCAGCCAAGACUCUGCGCAGUCUGGGUGCACCGGACUGUCCGGUGGUGCACCAGACAGUGUCCGGUGCGCCAGGCUGGCUCUGGCGAACUGGCUGCUCUCGGGUUUCGUUGGCGGCGUACGACUAUAAAUCACCGGACUGUCCAGUGGUGCACCAGACUGUCCGGUGAGCCAACAGUCGGUUGGGCCAACGGUCGGCCGCGUAAUCCGCGCGCGACGCGUGGCAAAGCCAACGGUCAGAAGGGGACACCGGACUGUCCGGUGUGCACCGGACAGUGUCCGGUGCGCCAACGGCUCUGAAUCUCCAACGGUCGGCUGCGCCAAAAUAGGAAAGAAAUCUGCACCGGACUGUCCGGUGCGCCAGGCGACAGAAGGCAAGAAUUGCCUUCCUGGAAUGCUCUCAACGGCUCCUAGCUGCCUUGGGGCUAUAAAAGGGACCCCUAGGCGCAUGGAGGAAGACACCAAGCAUUCUCUAAGCAUUCCUAAGCACCAAGACUCCAAUUCCGCGCAUUCGAUUCUUUGUGAUAGCAACUAGAGCUCCAUUUGAGUAGAGAACUCUUUGGGUUGUGUUGUGAGCUCGAGUUGCGACUUGUGUGCGUGUUUGUGCUCUGAUUUUGUGUCUUGUGUGCGUUGCUCAUCCCAGCCUUACUUAUGUGCUUCUUUGUGAACAUCAAAUUGUAAGGGCGAGAGGCUCCAAGUUGUGGAGAUUCCUCGCAAGCGGGAUAUAGUAAAACAAAGCAAAACACCAUGGUAUU